Messenger RNA from Spinacia oleracea (spinach), 1642 nucleotides. Its product is annotated as rRNA biogenesis protein rrp36-like. The record is from RefSeq and is a predicted model, not a curated record. The transcript has 4 exons. Bases 25 to 1287 code for a protein of 420 amino acids. NCBI's taxonomy places the organism in Eukaryota, Viridiplantae, Streptophyta, Magnoliopsida, Caryophyllales, Amaranthaceae.
CUUCAUAAGUUAAACACUAAAACAAUGACGGUGGCGGUUACCUUGGUGGCGCAACCAAUUUGCGGUUUUGAAAGACCCGGUGACCGGCGGAAGAGGUUGGUGGUGGACCCCACAUCAGGGGAGCUUUACCUGGUGGUGCGGGAGUAUGUGAAAAGAGAUGAACCGGUUGUUUUUAAUGUCUAUAAGUUUGACGAGGGAAGAAGGAGGUGGGAUGAGAUUAAUUGUUUGCGAAAUGGGAGGAGAGUUUUGUGUGUUGGGGUUGAUUAUUGUUUUUUUGUGAAAACUGAAGAUUUUAAUUUUUCUGGGUGGAAGGGGAAUCGGAUUCUGUUUGUUGCAAAUUGUUUUACUCAGUAUCGUGGUCAAUCUGAUGCACCUGAUUUCAGAUUGUUUGAUGAUGAAGAGGUUGAUGUUGGAGUUCAUAGAUUGGGAGAAGGAAACAAUUUCAGACUUUCUUCGAGUUUUUCUAAAAUGUUUUGGCCUCCUCCGACUUGGUUUUUACCUGAAAGUGAACGCAAUGAUGAUGAUGAUGAAGAUGAUGAUGAAGAUGAGGAUGAUGAUGAUGAUGAUGAUGAUGAUGAAGAUGAUGAUGAUGAUGAUGAUGAUGAUGAUGAUGAUGAUGAUGAGACAAAGGCAGGCCCUUCCCGCCAGCAAGCUUCAGAUGGAGUGGUGGAUGAUUCCUCUAGUCAGGAGUUUUCCGAAUCAAGUGAACUUAACAGAACAACCAAUUUCAAGCAGGAUGAAGAAGAAGAAGAGGCGUGGACAAGUUUUUUCAAUGAACAACCACAUUCUUGUGCAGCAAAUCACUCUGAUGAAAUAAGACCUACUCCAAAUGGAAGAAGUACAGGUCCAAAUUUAUCAGAAGGGAGAGUUUUCAUUGCAAAUUCCACACCUGUAACUCCUUCAACUGUACAACAGACUCGUAAAACUGGUUCAUCAACUGUAAACUUUGAAGGGGUUGAUAUCAGGUCUGAAUUCCUCCCAACAUUAGAAACAAUUUGGGCUAAACACGGUACCCUAUUCGGUAAAAAUUCUGUCCGUAGCAAGGCAAUGCGAGCUUAUGCCUUAGAGUCAUUAGCAAAGCUCAACAUCACACUCCAAAGGGCUAAAGUAAAGGACUUGACUGAUUCGACAGUAGAUGAGAUACAAUUAAUUCUAGAUGAUCUCAACCGCGUAGGCUUAAAAGUGGACUGGUUAGCUCCCAUGGUUGAGGAGGCAAAGACACAACAUAAUGAAAAGAAGCUGAGAAUGGAGAGGAUAAAGAUGCUGAAGAAGAUCGAGAAAAGCUGAAAUUGACAUGGAGGAAAAGGAGUUCAUGGAAAGAAGCGCGAAGAAAAGGAGAGAAUUAGAGGAGAAGAUGACUCGUUUGUCUACUGGUAUUAUUUCUUCUGAGUUCUGAUAAGAUUAUUGAUCUGGAUGAUUUUCAGGCACUGUGAUUUCAGAUCAGUAUAUUUUGGUAUUAAGUUUAUUUUGCUUAGAACUGAUGUCAAUAUGGUCUAAGGUUGAUCUGAACCUCAUACUCUGCCACCUUUGAUGGCAAAUUAACAAAGCAUCAUUUUGUAUGUUAUUUGAAGCAGAUAUCAUUUUGUUUGUGUUAAAACUACAUGAUCGUGUAGUUUCAAGAAGAAUUUAAUGAUCUUUAAUU